Molecule: messenger RNA, 600 nt
Organism: Pocillopora verrucosa
Lineage: Eukaryota; Metazoa; Cnidaria; Anthozoa; Scleractinia; Pocilloporidae
Source: RefSeq, a predicted model, not a curated record
AUGGAGAAAUCAAAGGCAAAGCCAGUUUCUAACUCUCUGGUGUUUUCAUCGUUAUUUCUCUCCGUUGUUUGCAUCGCGGGACUGAUUCACGUCGAGAUCGAGCUUCACGCUCAUCGACAAAUGCUUCAGGUCUUGAAUCAACCAAAAGAAGAGAAACUCGAGCUGAAGAACCUAGCAAAUGACGAAAAGCCGACUGAAAUGAAUAUUUUAUAUCCUUACCCAAAUGAAGAGCUUCAAACUCGUAAUAAAAGGCAAGUGAAAAAUACAGACGGGAGAUCAAACGCCAGCGUAACCAUCGAUCGUGAAGCGAUCAGAAAAGAAGUACGACUCGCUAUCAAGAGCCAGGCCUGCAGUGUUAAUUGUCCCAAGAGCAUCAGGGGAAGACGGGGCAAACCUGGUCAAAGAGGCCCUCCAGGUAAACAUGGACCACCCGGGCCACAAGGAGUAAAGGGACCUAAAGGAAACCAGGGCCCUCAGGGCAUUCAAGGACCUCCCGGACCCAUGGGCCCUCUUGGAGCUAAGGGCGAGCCUGGUCAAUCAAUCUCAGCGCCCUCUAUUGUGACACCUCCCAUGUCUAUAGUUGUAAACGAAACUGCCUAA